AUGCUGGGGACACUGGUCUGGAUGCUCGUGGCCGCCUUCCUGCUGCCGCUGCCGCCCAGCCGGACGGCGGGCGCGCCCAGGAGCGGCAGGCGGCCCGCGCGGCCGCGGGGCUGCGCCGACCGGCCCGAGGAGCUCCUGGAGCAGCUGUACGGGCGCCUGGCGGCCGGGGUGCUCAGCGCCUUCCACCACACGCUGCAGCUGGGGCCGCGCGAGCAGGCGCGCAACGCGAGCUGCCCGGCAGGGGGCAGGCCCGCCGACCGCCGCUUCCGGCCGCCCACCAACCUGCGCAGCGUGGCGCCCUGGGCCUACAGGAUCUCCUACGACCCGGCCAGGUACCCUAAGUACCUGCCUCAAGCCUACUGCCUGUGCCGGGGCUGCCUGACGGGGCCCUUCGGCGAGGAGGACUUCCGCUUCCGCAGCACGCCUGUGUAUGUGCCCACGGUCGUGCUGCGCCGCACGGCAGCCUGCGCCGGCGGGCGCGCCGUCUACACCGAGCACUACACCACCAUCCCCGUGGGCUGCACCUGCGUCCCCGAGCAGGAGAAGGACGCCGACAGCCUCAACUCCAGCAUGGACAAGCAGGGCGCCAAGCUCCUGCUGGGCCCUAACGACCAGCCGGCUCCGUGAGCAGAGGCACCCCCGAGGUGGCUGGGGGCUGGCUGGGGGCUGCGGUGCGCCAGGGCGGCAUGGGGCCCGGCUGGGAGGCUGUGUAGACGUGGGAAACGCUGGGAAGUAGACUUAGAUUCGCUUCGUCUCGUUUUAAAAAGUUGAGACUAAAUACUUUUUUAUGCAACAGUUUUGAAUAGGGGUGG
Molecule: messenger RNA, 812 nt
Organism: Ochotona curzoniae (black-lipped pika)
Lineage: Eukaryota; Metazoa; Chordata; Mammalia; Lagomorpha; Ochotonidae
Gene: IL17D
Product: interleukin 17D
Exons: 3
Coding region: 1-627 (208 amino acids)
Biological process (GO): inflammatory response
Cellular component (GO): extracellular region
Molecular function (GO): cytokine activity
Source: RefSeq, a predicted model, not a curated record